CGCAUGUACUGGAAAACGUUUUCGUCAACGUUCCGUCUGAGGUAUUAUAAAGAAAAAUGACCAGACAAAGAUGGAGGAGUUUAUGUCGAGAUAUUCUUAUAUUUCUAUUCUUUCGAUAUCUGCAACCAACAUUUGGUUUGGAACUAAUUACUGGCAUAGAUGAACUGGUGGACACCUACGAACAUCUUAAUCUUGUGCGGACAGUAAAUGGCGGGGAAUUUAUGAUGGGCGUCAAUGACCCACGCUCCGACAGCGGAGAAUAUCCUCCUCACAACAUAGGGGUGGGAUCCUUCAUCAUCGAUCGCUUCCCGGUCACAAACGCCAGAUUCUGGAAAUUUCGUCAAAAGAGAAAGCGCCAUUACACCGGAAGUGAAAUCCGAGGGUGGAGUUGGGUAUUCCGGGAUUUUGUCAGUAAGGAGACUCUGGCCAAAAGUACCCCGUCUAGGGACCCCUGGUGGGUGGCAGUCCACGGCGCCACCUGGCGGAAGCCCGAAGGUCCAGACUCCACUAUCAAACACACUCUGGAUCACCCUGUAGUCCACGUUACUCUGAACGACGCGGCGACCUUCUGUAAGAACGAGGGUAAACGGCUGCCGACGGAACACGAGUGGGAGUAUGCCGCUAGGGGCGGGGCAGAUGGGCUGACUUACCCAUGGGGCGAGAGUUACAAAAGAAAUAGGGCAAACAUAUGGCAGGGUCCGUUUCCGAACAGCACAAACCACAGGGACGGUUGGAAAGGGCUGUCCCCAGUCAACGCAUUUAAACCUCAGAAUGACUACGAUUUGUUUGACGUAUUGGGAAACGUGUGGGAAUGGACAACUACGAGAUAUUUCGAGAGGUUGGUCGAUCGUAGACUACAGGAAGAGAUGUACGUCGUCAAGGGCGGGUCAUACAUCGACACUUUUGAUGGGCAGAGCAAUCAUAUAAUUCGAACAGCACAGAGGAUGGGUCUAGCUCCCGACUACACGGCACACAAUGUCGGAUUCCGAUGUGUGCUGCCAAUACCACACGAGAAAUUUAAUAAAGCUGCAAAGAAACGGAAAAGGAAAUCUAAGAGUUAUAGACAGCGAGACGAACUAUGAGCCCUCUUGUAUUUAUCACCACCUCGUACUAACUCGCACAGAUCAUCUGCUAUUGUCCUUUUUUGUUCUUAUAUACUGUAAAUUUGCUAUAAAUGAUUUACUGUAAAUCUUUUGUGUUUAAAAAAUACUUCGGGAAUCUUUUGAUUCUGUUUAGCUUUUCUUGUGGUCUAAGAAAACGUUACGUAAAAAGUGUUUCGGAAAUCUAAUUUGAUAUGAACAUAUAUCUUACAGAAGGGCGUGCCAUGUCAACAGAUAGGCCAACAGGUAAACUGAAUCGUGACUAUGCACAAACUGUAAAACUUCGACAGGUAUUUUGCUUUCAGGGAACGAAUUUGAUGAGCUAAGUAUGAUUUAAUCCACAUAUUUUCUGUUUGAAAAUUCGACUGAUCUCUGUGUGGUUUGGUUGUUGGAGUUUAACGUGGUGUGUUUAAAUGUGUAUGUACGUUUGUUAUAUCUAAUAUAAUGAAAUCAGUAGUAUCUCAUUGAUUCUGGUUUAUCAAUUCUCUGAAACGUUCAAAAUAUCCGUGGUCAGGGAUUGAGGAUGUCAUCCCCCGUGAUAAACUUAUAACACCUACAUUACUAAACUCAUUAAUAUAUUAUUUUAUUUAGCCUAUUGGCAGAGGUUUCAUUCAGCUAGUUUGCAUUUCAUGUACUGAAAAAGAUCAUAAAACACACAAUAAAUGUAGGAGAAAUAUAUUGAGAUAUUUAAGGGUGAGCAAACUAACUAAUUUGCAUUGAUAUAGUCAAUUUACUACAUAUGCAAUGGUUGUUGAAGUUAAAGCUGAAUUUCAGCAGUGUAUAAAUAAGUAAUCAUUAUUUCCAAGUUUGGUUACUCAAAGGUGUUUAACUCCAUUAGUUUUCGUAUAUGGAUUUUAUCGUAACUGCCCACUUACCGAACACAGCUGCUGUGUUUGAGCAGGAGUAUAUUUACUGAAAAUACACAAACUGCAUUUGAUUACAAUUACAUCGGGAUAUUGGAGCCGGAAAACAUGGUCACAGUUUAUAGGACUUCCUAUGCUCAUUUCCAGAUAGAUUCACACAAAAUCAUUCACUUGCACUAAUCAUUACAAAUCGACCUAUGAUUAACUUUAUUCUGUAGUUGUCUAGCACAUGUAAGCACAUCUAUAAAUUCACACUCAGACGCAUAAUUAUGCGAUCACAAUUACAUCUUUAAAGAAAAAGGACUAAGAAUAUCAUGAAUUCACCGAAAGGUUCUGACUAGGUUUUUUCUGGGUUUUUUUUCUGAGAUAUUUCUUAACUUAGUCGUUCUGAAUCCUUUCAAAUCCACUGUACGUCAAUAGCGUUACCUGUAUCCUAGAUACAAAAUUUGCGUCAUUGGUCAUUUAGCUAAUCUGGACUUAGACUAUGGUCCUGCUUUUAUCCUGUUAUAUUUUCUGUCUUUACUUCAGUCCCUGUAUUCAAAAACACAAGAAAAAGUGUUUUUUUUAAUAGCAAUAAUGCAUUGUGGGAUAAGUAAAAAACUUUCACAAAUUAGAUUUAUUAACAUAUAACUAAUAUCUAUGCCAAGUUGCAUGCUUAUCUCAAAAUGCCAUUAUGUAAAAUCAGCACAUUAACAUUGCAAAUAGACAGAACAAUUGAUAAAACAAUGAAAGCGAUAUAAAUUUUACCGAUUAAAACAGAUACUGUCUUUGAAGCAAGGAGACUUGAAAUUACCAGCAAUUUUUUUUUUAUAUAUUAAACUAAUCAUUCUACUGUAGUUUUGGUGGCAAAUGCCAUUUUUUAUUUUUAUGUUAACUUUGAUAAGUAAGAAAAUAUAUCAGGGUCUGGACCUCACUUCAGCCACAGGUGCUGAGCUAUAUUAUAUGAAAUAUACAAA
Mizuhopecten yessoensis (Yesso scallop) is the source of this 2919-nucleotide messenger RNA. Its product is annotated as sulfatase-modifying factor 2-like. The transcript has 8 exons. The coding region runs from base 57 to 1082 and encodes 341 amino acids. NCBI's taxonomy places the organism in Eukaryota, Metazoa, Mollusca, Bivalvia, Pectinida, Pectinidae. The record is from RefSeq and is a predicted model, not a curated record. Gene Ontology annotation, cellular component: endoplasmic reticulum.